Molecule: messenger RNA, 1283 nt
Organism: Gossypium raimondii (Peruvian cotton)
Lineage: Eukaryota; Viridiplantae; Streptophyta; Magnoliopsida; Malvales; Malvaceae
Product: mitochondrial outer membrane protein porin 2
Exons: 6
Coding region: 200-1030 (276 amino acids)
Biological process (GO): monoatomic anion transmembrane transport
Cellular component (GO): mitochondrial outer membrane
Molecular function (GO): voltage-gated monoatomic anion channel activity
Source: RefSeq, a predicted model, not a curated record
GACAAAAUCAAACGGUUAAGAGCACUAGGAGUUCCAAAAAGGGUCACACCCGAUAUUCACCUCCUUCAAAAGUUUUGGCAUUUUCAUUUUCGUCUCCACCACUAAAAAAAGCCCUGCGUCCUUCUAAUCGAUUCCAUUCGAUUUCACCAUCUUUAAAUCCUAUCAAUUUCUCAGAUCUUUCCCAGUCUUUUCUGCAACCAUGAGUAAGGGACCAGGGCUCUUCGUCGAUAUCGGCAAGAAAGCCAAAGAUCUGUUGACUAAAGAUUAUACCUCGGAUCAGAAGUUCACUGUUUCUACUUACACUGGCGCUGGAGUUGCCCUUACAUCAACUGCUCUAAAGAAAGGAGGACUUUCUACUGGGGAUGUUGCUGCAUUAUACAAGUACAAGAAUACUCAAUUCGAUGUCAAAGUUGAUACCAACUCUAACAUCUCCACAACACUUACAUUCACUGAGAUUCUUCCAUCCACGAAGACUAUUGCAUCGUUCAAAGUGCCUGAUUAUAACUCCGGCAAGUUGGAGGUUCAGUAUUUCCAUGACCAUGCAACCGUUACAACAACGGUUGGUUUGAACCAGACACCAGGCGUUGAUGUCACGGCGACCAUUGGGACACCCAGUAUUGCUUUUGGUGCAGAGGCAGGUUAUGAUACCACCUCUGGAAAUUUCACAAAGUAUACUGCUGGUAUUAGCAUGACAAAACCGGAUUCCUGUGCUUCGAUAAUUCUGGGAGACAAGGGAGACAGUAUAAAAGCAUCAUAUGUGCAUUACAUGGACCAGCUGAAGAAGAGUGCUGCCGUGGCUGAGAUCAGCCGAAGGUUUUCCACAAAUGAGAACACGUUUACUGUUGGAGGGGUGUAUGCUGUUGAUCAUCUCACUCUGAUUAAAGCUAAGCUCAACAGUCAUGGGAGGCUUGGAGCAGUGCUGCAACACGAAGUUGUACCGAAGUCGUUGUUGACAAUCUCCAGUGAGCUUGACACAAAGGCCUUGGAAAAAAGUCCCCGGUUCGGAUUGGCGCUUGCUCUGAAGCCCUAAUUAGGUUUUUUUCAUUUUUGGCUAUUCAAUGAUGCUUUUGGAAUUUGAUACCUUAAAAUUUUUUUUCUUGGUGAUUGAUAAAGGGUGGCAAUAAAUAGUUCCACAGAUGAUAAAUAUUCAUUUCUAGGUUCUCAAAGGCUGUGGAUGGAUGUUUGAUGAUACUUUAGGCUUUUCCAUGAUUCAAUAUUGUAAGUUUUGAGCCAUUUUGAUAAUGGUGCAUUUAAGCCUUGUUUUGUCGAGGUCUUCCUUUUAA